GGGCUUAAUCUGGGUCCUGUAUAUGUACAUAUAUAUGUCUCUCUGUGUGUGUGUGUAUAUGCCCAGCACUUACCUUCUUCUUUUAAAAACCUUCCUAUAGCUAAUAAGAAGAUACAGUAGGAUUCAUAUGUUAACUGAAUUGCAGAUUUGAAGAACAUUUGUUACCUGUCCUGAGGCUGUAGAAAGAAUACAUGCAUGAAAGCCCUGUUACAGAAGAUUCCUACAAAUUUCAGCAUUUAUGAAGAUCAGAGUACAAGAUACCCAUAUUCUCUGUGUUGUACCCUCUCUCUCGAUCUCAAUGGAUAUUGAUCCUCCAUUUCAAGAGAAACACAGAGCCCUUUUCAAGAACUCCAUUGUUAGAGAGACAAAUGAGGACAUGUUAAUGGCUUCACAAUGUGAGCUGCCACUAAUUGAUAUGAACAGUUUAAAUGUGGGACACCCAGAUAGAGAAAAAUGCAUAAAAGAGAUGGGUGAAGCUGCAAGUGAAUGGGGUUUCUUUCAAGUUGUGAAUCAUGGGAUUCCAAAUGAGAUUUUGGAGAGACUGCAAUAUGAACAAAUGAUGGUGUUUCAUGAGCCCUUUAGCAAGAAGUCUCAAGACAGGUUCUUGAAUUUACCUGCAAAUAGUUACAUAUGGGGAAAUUCCAAAGCUACUUGUUUGAGUCAAUUCUCUUGGUCAGAGGCUUUUCACAUACCUGUUACAGAUAUCUCAACAAUGGAUGGAGUCAGAAAUCUCGGGUCGACUAUUGAAGCAUUUGUCAACUUAGCAGCCUCUUUAGCAGAAAGCUUAGCUGAAACUUUAGCAGAUAAUAUAGGCGUUAAAACCAAUUUCUUCAAAGAAAAUUGCACGACAAGCUCUAGUUAUGUAAGGAUGAACAGAUAUCCUCCAUGUCCAUUUUCUUCUCAGGUCUACGGAUUGUUGCCCCACACCGACAGCAAUUUCCUAACGAUACUGUACCAAGAUCAAAAUGGAGGAUUGGAAUUGUUGAAAGAUGGAAAUUGGCUUAGUGUUCGACCUAAUCCCGAAGCUCUAGUAAUCAACAUUGGUGACUUUUUUCAGGCAUUUAGCAAUAACAUCUAUAGAAGCACUGAACAUAGAGUGGUUGCCCCUCAAAAGGUCGAGAGGUUUUCUAUGGCAUUUUUCUAUUGCCCAUCUUACGAAGCUGUAAUAGAAAGCUAUAUCAAGCCAGCAAAAUAUAGAAAGUUUAGUUUUCGAGAGUAUAAGCAGCAAAUACAGAAAGAUGUUCAAGCGACUGGCAAUAAAAUUGGCCUCUCAAGGUUUCUAUUAUAAUAUAGGUAUUGGAGACGAAAAUUAUAGUUAAAGCAGUUACCCAUAUAUAUUCAUAUAAUCAUAUUAUGAAGCUGUCCCUUGUGCUUGUGAGUACGAAUGAAGCAGAUGAUAAUAUUAGAAAUAUGAGUUAACAGUAGAAUUAAUAGUUAAGUAAGAUUUCAGAGCAUUACCUUCUUGCUAGUACAGCAAUUUUGCAGCUCCUCUGGAACCAUUUUACUGUCUUCUGCAUAUCCUCUCUUAAAUACUUCAGGUUCAAGUGCUGGAGAUUGCAACUCUAUGAGAGGCAAAUUUACUAAGACCCAUUUGAAAAUACACUUUUGUUCUUCCCAUACAUCACCUGCUAUUAUUAGUUGCAGUUGCUGCUAUUAAUACAAUUGUCUAGUUGCUGUAAUAUUAGACUUGUUUUGUAGAUUGUCUUUAUGUAUCCUUGAGGUUCUGUGUCUUUUCAAAUAUUAUUGAGUUUUAGUAUCUGUAAUUUUCGGCUGUGUUGGCUCUGGGUAGC
Messenger RNA from Ricinus communis (castor bean), 1790 nucleotides. RefSeq names its product gibberellin 2-beta-dioxygenase 8. The record is from RefSeq and is a predicted model, not a curated record. The transcript is spliced from 5 exons. Lineage: Eukaryota; Viridiplantae; Streptophyta; Magnoliopsida; Malpighiales; Euphorbiaceae. Bases 239 to 1288 code for a protein of 349 amino acids.